AUGCAGCUGCUCCAAACCCUAAUUCCGCCAUCCUCCUCACCCACCGCCGUUGCAGCGGCGCUACCUGUCGCUUUCGCCUCCUUUCUCGUCAUCUACAUCCUCGGUUACUCUUUGGUCUUCCGCCACUGGCCGUCCGGUGCUCGCUCCGAGGCUUCCAGCUGCCUGAUCUCUUUGUUUCACGGCACCCCGGCCGUGUUCCUUGCCUCCUUCGCAAUUUACUCCGACUCCGAUCGCGGGUUCUCAGCCACCAACACCCCCUUUCAAUCCGCCGUGCUUGAUUUCAGCGUUGCAUACUUCUUCGUAGAUCUGCUCCACUACGUCUUCUUCUUCUCCCCUGGGGAUGCCCUCUUCAUCGGGCACCAUUUGGCUACUCUAUUUGUGUUUCUCACGUGUCGGUACCUCGUCGGCCACGGCGCGUUCGCGAUACUGACCCUGUUGGUCCUCGCUGAGGUCACCAGCUUCUGCCAGAACGUGUGGACGCUGGCCGGGGUGAGAAAGGGAGAUUCCAAGCUCGCCGCGAGGGUGUAUCGUUUGUUGUCCCCGCCGUUCUAUGCGUUCUACUCCGUCGUCCGUGGGGUUCUGGGGCCGGUGUUUAUGUAUAAGAUGGGGGAGUUUUAUUGGAGUGGGGUGGCAGAUGGUGUUGUCCCCAGGUGGAUUUGGGUUUCGUGGAUGGUGGUUGUGAUUGGUGCCAUCUCUGUUAGCAUCUUGUGGAUUAUCAACUUGUGGGUGGAAUUGUACAGAGAAAGGAAGGUGGAUGGUAGAUUGGAGAAGAAGAAAGACAGGUAG
Linum tenue is the source of this 786-nucleotide messenger RNA. The record is from the annotation of a GenBank genome assembly. NCBI's taxonomy places the organism in Eukaryota, Viridiplantae, Streptophyta, Magnoliopsida, Malpighiales, Linaceae.